CAGCAUCACAUGUGGUCAUCUUUGGCCCUUUUAUUUUUUCGCCUCCCCUUUGAAGGCAGCAGAGCUCGCCUCAUUGAUUUCUGGGCCGUAUGAUAGGUGGACGACGCCAGAAAGGCGAGGAGCGGAAACCAAACGCCAAUCAACGUCAUGGGCCUGGGCCGGAUUUUUUCGCUUGAGCUUUGGGGCGACGAGUGAUGGAUCCUGACGGCGACACCGCCAGCGCCCGCAAAACGACCACUCGUCACGUCACAACGCAGCUCUGCACUGCACUGCGCUGCACAACUCAACGCUGCUCUGCAUUCGCACCGUACUCCUCGUCCUAUUCGCCCUCACGCCGACACGCGCUCGCACCUGACCGACCAACGGCCGUUCUUGCAGCAAACAGGCAUCCGCUCUGCCCGCCCAGUUACUGCGACGGCGAAGAGGACGUGCCUCUCAACGCCUUAUAUUGCUCCUUCUCCACCUUCACAGCCUACACUACGCACCCACACACACACGCUUGCCACUCGCAGAUAGCAGCCUACACAUACGCCUCCCACGCAGUAGUGAUCACCGACAGCGGCGGCCGUCUUGUCCUCGUCCGCUUUCCUACCACGCCCCUCACGUUAGACCGCCCCGAGUGCCGCCAUACCUGCGCCCUGCAAACUGUGCACACUCAGCCUCGCGUGUGCUCCGGCGUGCCUUUGACACCGCAAAGAGAUUGAAAGACAGAAGGACGCGCGGAGCAGACAUCAUCCGCCGCGCCUGCAACCCCCCUCCCAAGAAGGCCACCACUCGAGCAUGAGUGCGGGCGCUUGGCCUUCAGGCACGCUACUAUGACAGUAGACAACUAUUGCACGCGAGAGACGGACGCCUUUGUGCUCAAGCAUGUCAAAUACUACCCAGAGAAGAUCCCCAUAACGCACUGGCAGCUGCGUCACUUCAUCACCAACCCCGAACCUGACAUCCUCUACUAUGCCUCGUCGCGGGAUAUUUUCGCCCUCGACACCUCCACCGGCGUCCGCACUCACAUCACAUGUCUUCCCUUCUGGGCCCGAUGCACUGCCGCCGGCUACGGGUAUAUAUGCGUGGGCGGCGGCGACAGCGGCCAAUUCGCCGUCGUCACCCUCAACCACACCAACACGCUGUCCAAUCUGGACGCCUUGAACUGGGGCCAACGGCCUCGCCCGCCCAGUGUCCAAGUCGAGCAGGCCGGCCGCGAGAUUGUCAACUCUAUAUCAAUUCACAAGCUGGAGGGAAACGAUGAGGCUGGUACGCUCGACGAUGUUGUCGCUGUUAUAACAAACAACGACAAGAAAAUUCGCAUCUUCUCGCUCACACAGCACGCACAAAACACAGUGCUGGAGCUUCCUUUCGCCGUCAACCACGCGACCAUCUCACCUGAUGGCCGAAUUCUCGUUGCUGUGGGCGACUACCAGCAGGCCUAUUUCUAUGAGCGUUCCGAGCUGCCUCUCUCGCCAAGCGACUCCAAGUCCCACCGAUAUGCCUCGGAACGCAGCUCGUGGGAGCUGAUUACUUUUGUCACACUCCAUGUGCCCAAGACCAUCGCGGCCACCGGCUACUUCACCACGGCCUGGUCGCCGUCUGGCAACCUGUGUGCCGUCGCUUCUGAGUGCGGCUACGUCAGUGUGAUCGACAUAGAGGCCCUGCACUUUUUUGAGAACGCGGAAGAUGCAAUCGUUGUCGUUGUGCCCUCAACACGGCCGGAGAACGUUCAUCCCAGUGGUGCCAUCCCUGGCGCAGUCCGUACCAUGCUAUUCGCCCCACAUCCGUGGGAUCUUCUCAUCUGGGCGGAGGAUCAGGGCAGGGUCUGUCUGGCUGAUUUAAGGUCGGGGCUAAGAACCGUGCAGGUCUUGCUGUUAGAUCCAGCUCAUGAGGGUUACGAACGUGUCGACAUGGACGUCAACACAUCCGACUCGUUCUCAAGACGCGGGGAUCCGGAAUUGGAAAGAGAAUACGUCCGGAACUUCAGGACGUACCGACUGCUUCUUACGGAUGACGUUGCCGAUCCAUCUCUUGAAAUCGACAACGAACUGGUUCUGACGGACUCGCGCGCCCUGGCCGAGGGACGUAGUCUGGCCCGGGCGGCGCUUCGGCUGGCGGAUGACACGCAGCUGACCAGAAGGGAGCGUGAACUCCUCGAGUCGCUGCGGAUGGCUGCUCAACCGGACGAAAGAUCGAGCCUGGGCUCAACGACGCGAAGCUUACACUACUCCGAGCUGGCCAACGAGUCCCGACGAUCCACAGCUGCGCAGUCUUCCCUCUUCGCGCAGGACUUUCCAGCGCUGGCCCGACAGAACGAAGAAACGAGCGCGUCAACAAGCACUCUUCCAGCCACCUUUCGUAUCAUGCGGGAUUUCAUGCGCGACCGUACGGAUGAGCACUCCAACGCAUCCACACCCACGCAACGGCGCUCGCUUGCCGCCAGCCGUGCUGCCGAGCUCGAAGACGCGCUGGCAGAGUCGGCAGCAAAUGCCUCCAAUGACGCCCAGGCACCCACCUCGUCUGAGAGAGGCACACUCUAUCAGAUCGAUCUGUCCCGCUCGUCGGCCUCUCGACUGCUAAGCACACUCCGUGCCUCACCUCACGCCACGUCCAACCCGACGUCCAACACUGCGUCCAACAGCGCCGCCAACACCGCCACCAAUGCCGCACCUGCAGCUACCACAAACGCUCUCGACCCAGCCGACACUCGGCGACGUCGUGCCUUACUCCGGGCCCGAGAAAGUGCUCUCGCCUCGGAAUCGAACGGGACCGGUGCAAAUGCCACGACACGAACAUCUGCGGCCGAGACCGCCGCAAGGUAUCAUGCCCGUUUGGGCAACUUCUUCACGAGAGGCGACUACUACGAUCCUGCUUUUGGCCUGAGGACCGCUGGCUUGGCCAUGAGCAGGGAUGGGCGGAAGCUUUGGGCUGCAUGUGACGAGGGCAUCUUCGAAUUUCAGAUCAACGUCCGUGAGAGGAUGAGCAUGGCCGCCAUGGAUUUCAAAUAGUACCUCUUCGAUUUCACCGGCGGUCUACCAUGUAUAUAUCUGUCUUGUUUUUUUCUCUUCGGCUUGUUUUAUUUUACGAAACAUCUUCAUAAGGAGGCGGCUCUUGCUUUUGCCAUGGAAGGACAUUGGGCUGCCUUUUCUCUCUCUCACUCUUUCACUAUUUGAACGCUGUCGCUCACGGAUUGUUGGCAAGGCUACCUCUUCAUCCUUCUUUCGCAUGGUGUUUCGGGAUAAUGGGAAGGAUAAUGGGUUCUUGGGCAUUGCUUGGAUCGACUUGUGUUUACUUCUCUGUCAUUUGGAUGCUGCAAGUGGACUUUGCUCGUCUUCAUUCCUACGUGAGAGCUUAUACAUGUAUGAGUGCUGUAUUCCUUUUUUUUAAUUAACAUGAAAAAAAAAAAAAAAUAAAUACCGGCGGUGCCACUCAGAUGGUCAAAAGCAUAGUGGCGGAUCCUCUCUUUCUA
This is a messenger RNA of Verruconis gallopava, 3454 nucleotides long. RefSeq lists its product as uncharacterized. The record is from RefSeq and is a predicted model, not a curated record. Lineage: Eukaryota; Fungi; Ascomycota; Dothideomycetes; Venturiales; Sympoventuriaceae. Gene Ontology annotation, molecular function: protein binding. Bases 816 to 2993 code for a protein of 725 amino acids. The transcript has 3 exons.